UUAAGAAACAACUGUUAUUGUCUUUCGCAGCAAUACUCUCUUCUCCUUUCUCUUUCCUUUUACUCUCUGCACUGACCACUCGACCUCUCUCUUCCAUUCAUUCCACCACAAUAUUCAACCCCCCAAAAACAAAAACUAAGUCUAAUUCUCAAACACCAAUUUUUUUUUUUAACCAAAUUCCACUUCUGUUACAGAUCUCAAACUCCCACUUUUUGAUCUGUAACAGAUUACCCAAAAGCCGUAACGUUUGCUUUUUUCUUUAUCUUUUUUUUAAAUCUAAAUUUUCUGGGAAAACAGUUUGCCCGGAAAUCAUUUUCUUGUAAUUAAAGAGUAUGAGGCGGAGACCUGUGGAUUUUCGGAGGCCAGUGAGGAGGCGAUUUCCGAAUGUGUUGUGGUGGGUAUUGUGUGGAGUAGCGGUUCUGCUUUUCAUUUUUGUUUUGAGCAAAGGGAGUCAGAUUGAGUCAAGGCCAACGAUUCCUCAGAGACCUUACAGGCAUGAUAGAAUAAUGGAAGGCCUUAACAUUACUGAAGAAAUGUUGAGCCCUGACUCGGUCGCCAGGCAACUCAGUGACCAAAUUUCUCUUGCAAAAGCUUUUGUGGUAAUAGCAAAGGAGAGCAACAACCUUCAAUUUGCUUGGGAAUUAAGUGCCCAGAUUCGUAAUUCACAGAUCCUCCUCUCAAAUGCUGCAAUAAGGCGAACACCCUUGACAACCAGUGAAUCAGAAACUGCGAUCCGAGAUAUGGCAGUUUUGCUCUACCAAGCUCAGCAACUCCAUUAUGACAGUGCCACCAUGAUCAUGAGACUGAAAGCCAGAAUCCAAGCUCUCGAAGAACAAAUGAGUUCUGUGAGUGAAAAGAGUUCAAAAUAUGGACAAAUAGCUGCUGAAGAAGUCCCAAAAAGUUUAUAUUGCCUUGGUGUUCGCUUAACAACAGAGUGGUUUGGAAAUGUAAACAUACAGAGGAAACUUCGGGAAAAAAAGCAACUAGACAUGAAACUUAAAGACAACAAUCUCUAUCAUUUCUGUGUCUUUUCAGACAACAUCCUUGCUACUUCAGUUGUGGUCAAUUCAACUGCUUUAAAUUCCAACAAUCCAGAUAUGGUUGUUUUCCAUCUUGUAACCGAUGAAAUAAAUUAUGCUCCAAUGAAGGCUUGGUUUGCCAUGAAUGAUUUUCGAGGAGUGACUGUUGAGGUUCAAAAGUUUGAUGACUUUAGUUGGUUAAAUGCUUCUUAUGUUCCUGUUCUUAAGCAACUUCAAGACUCUGAAACUCAAAGCUAUUAUUUCUCUGGCAAUAGUGAUGAUGGCCGGACUCCAAUCAAGUUUCGGAACCCUAAGUAUUUAUCCAUGCUUAACCACCUCAGGUUUUAUAUCCCAGAAGUAUUUCCUGCAUUGAAGAAAGUGGUAUUUCUCGACGAUGAUGUUGUGGUUCAAAAGGAUCUGUCUGCUCUUUUCACCAUUGAUUUGAACAGCAAUGUCAAUGGAGCUGUUGAGACAUGCAUGGAAACAUUUCAUAGAUACCACAAGUACUUGAAUUACUCUCACCCUCUUAUAAGAGCGCACUUUGACCCUGAUGCAUGUGGAUGGGCUUUUGGGAUGAAUGUUUUUGACCUGGUAGAGUGGAGGAAAAGGAAUGUAACUGGUAUCUACCACUACUGGCAGGAAAGGAAUGUUGACCGGACUUUGUGGAAACUUGGCACACUGCCACCUGGACUGUUGACAUUCUAUGGAUUGACAGAGCCUUUGGAUUCCUCAUGGCAUGUUUUGGGGCUUGGUUACACAAAUGUUGAUCCUCAGGCAAUAGAGAAGGGUGCUGUACUGCACUUCAAUGGAAAUUCAAAGCCAUGGUUGAAGAUUGGGAUUGAAAAAUACAAGCCCCUUUGGGAGAAACAUGUUGAUUAUUCUCAUUAUCUAUUGCAACAGUGCAACUUUCAUUGAUUUUGGACAUGGAAGUUAUCUCUUCCAUGAAAAAUUGGGUGCAUGAGAAGAUUUGAAUUUUGUUCUCAGGAAUGCUUGUACGAAUUUUUACUACAUCAAGCAUGGCUCGUGGUUGUAACAUGGCUAUUUAUUGAUUCUCUAAUUUCUGUUGUAGUACAGAUGUUCAUUUUUAUAUCGAUUAUUCAAUGAUAUUAAUGUUUAGUUUUGGUCCU
Molecule: messenger RNA, 2146 nt
Organism: Quercus robur (English oak)
Lineage: Eukaryota; Viridiplantae; Streptophyta; Magnoliopsida; Fagales; Fagaceae
Product: probable galacturonosyltransferase 10
Exons: 2
Coding region: 333-1934 (533 amino acids)
Molecular function (GO): polygalacturonate 4-alpha-galacturonosyltransferase activity
Source: RefSeq, a predicted model, not a curated record